Nelumbo nucifera (sacred lotus) is the source of this 2436-nucleotide messenger RNA. Its product is annotated as ubiquitin-like modifier-activating enzyme atg7. NCBI's taxonomy places the organism in Eukaryota, Viridiplantae, Streptophyta, Magnoliopsida, Proteales, Nelumbonaceae. Gene Ontology annotation, biological process: protein modification by small protein conjugation; autophagy of mitochondrion; autophagosome assembly. Gene Ontology annotation, molecular function: Atg12 activating enzyme activity; Atg8 activating enzyme activity. Gene Ontology annotation, cellular component: phagophore assembly site; cytoplasm. The record is from RefSeq and is a predicted model, not a curated record.
UAUUUUGGCCUUUUUUUCUGCGAAAGAAAUGAAAAAGGGUGGUAGAUGUGUAGAAUCAAUGUAGAUGAGAGACAUUGAAGCACCUCGAGGUUGAUUGGGUACACCGUAACACGAAGCAAGCAACAAUGGCGGAAAACGAAAAUACAAGGCUUCUCCAGUUCGCGCCCUUUCAGAGCGCCGUAGACGAGGGUUUUUGGAGGAGACUGUCUUCUCUCAAGCUCGACACCUUAGGGAUUGACCAAUCGCCCAUCGCCAUCACCGGUUUUUAUGCACCAUGUUCACAUGCUCAAGUUUCAAAUCAUUUAACACUUAUUGCUGAAUCUUUGCCCCAUGAACCAAGUGGACAAUCAUCAGCAUCAGCAGUAACUCGUGGCAACAGGAACAGGUGCCCUGUACCAGGCAUACUUUACAACACAAACACACUGGAAAGUUUCCAUGGCCUAGAUAAACAGAGAUUGUUGAAAGCAGAGGCAAAGAAGAUUUGGGAUGACAUCUGUUCUGGAAAAGCAGAGGAGGAUGGUGCAGUGCUAUCCAGAUUCCUUCUAAUCUCAUUUGCUGACCUAAAAAAGUGGAGAUUCCAUUACUGGUUUGCCUUUCCUGCCCUGGUGCUUGAUCCUCCAGCGACAUUGAUUGAUUUGCAGCCAGCUUCGCAGUAUUUCAGUUUAGAGGAGGCAGAAUCUCUGUCAGCAGCUUGUAAUGCACGGCGUACAUCAAGUGUAAUGGCAGAUGUACCAUUCUUUCUAGUUACUAUAUCUUCAAAUUCACAUGCCACAGUUAGGCCAUUAAAAGAUUGGGAAGCCUGCAAGGGUGAUGGCCAAAAGAUUCUUUUUGGUUUCUAUGAUCCAUGCCAUCUCCCUAAUAAUCCCGGUUGGCCUCUUCGUAACUUUCUUGCACUUAUAUGUUCAAGGUGGAAUCUAGAGAAGGUUCGCUUUCUCUGCUAUCGAGAGCAACAUGGCUAUGCAGAUUUGGGUUUGUCCCUUGUUGGUGAAGUUUUGCUUUCAGUUCCACAAGGUUGGAGAGACCAUCAGUCUAUACCUAAUGCCGUGGGAUGGGAACUAAACAGAGGCAAGAAGAUUUCCAGGUGUAUAAGGCUUGCUGAAUCCAUGGAUCCAAUGAGGUUGGCCAUUUCUGCAGCAGAUCUGAAUUUAAAACUCAUGAGAUGGCGUGCUUUGCCAUCUUUAAACCUAAACAUCCUGUCAACUACCAGGUGCCUUCUCUUAGGAGCAGGGACACUUGGGUGCCAGGUUGCUCGUAUGCUCAUGGCUUGGGGUGUCCGGAAAAUUACACUACUUGACAGUGGUCGGGUGGCUAUGUCUAAUCCAUUAAGGCAGUCUCUGUAUACCUUCAAUGACUGCCUCAAUAGUGGUGAUUUAAAAGCCAUGGCAGCAGCUAGAAGUCUCAAGCAAAUAUUUCCAGCUGUGGAAGCUGAAGGCAUUGUAAUGGCAAUACCAAUGCCUGGACACCCAGUGACAGCUCAAGAAGAAGGUAGUGUGGUUGAAGAUUGCAAACGUCUUCAAGAUUUAAUUAUUUCUCAUGAUGCAGUUUUCUUGUUGACUGAUACAAGGGAAAGUCGAUGGCUUCCAACACUUUUUUGUUCCAAUGCCAAUAAGAUAACUAUAACUGCAGCUUUAGGAUUUGACAGCUUUGUAGUUAUGCGUCACGGAGCUGGUCCUUUCGGUUCUAGUAGUGACUAUAAAAGUGAAGAUGAAAAUACCUUGGCAACUUCUAUGGCCAACUUAUCCCCAUCAGAAGAUGGACACAGGCAGUUAGGUUGUUACUUCUGCAAUGAUGUGGUUGCUCCUAUUGAUUCAACUGCUAACCGCACAUUGGAUCAGCAAUGUACUGUUACACGACCAGGACUUGCUCCCAUUGCUUCUACCCUUGCUGUUGAGCUGUUGGUGGGAAUUUUACAUCACCCCAAUGGGAUACUUGCCCCAGGUGAGGUUGCCAGCUCCAAUGGUGGGGGGAGUAGUGAACAACCUCUUGGUAUUUUACCCCAUCAGAUCCGUGGUUCCCUCUCUCAAUUCUCUCAGAUGACUCUUGUUGGUCACUCCUCUAGCAGUUGUACAGCCUGUAGCAGUUCUGUGGUAUCUGAAUACAGGAAUAGGGGGAUGGACUUUAUUCUUCAAGCUAUUAACCACCCCGCAUAUUUAGAGGACCUCACAGGACUAACAGAGUUGAUGAGGUCUGCAACCUCCUUUAAACUUGAUUGGGAUAAUGAAACUGACAGCGAUGAUGAUAUUGCUGAGAUAUGACUUGCUCUUUUUUCCUCUUGGCAAUUGUUCAAAACACAAUAGGAAGUCGUCCCCUGUAUAUUUUCUUUGUAAUAUUUACAGUUGCCCUUGUAAUCAGUUGUAGUGUUGUACAGAUCUGCUCCUUAUAUUAAGCAAAGGCGCCUUCCUCUUUGUUGGAAAUUCUGGCGGCAUUUUUUUUCCA